AUGGCGUUGGAAAGGGAGCAACCAAGAAAGGAAGAAAUGGGUUCCAAAAACAAAAACAAAACCCUACUGGAUCUCUUCCAACCCACUGCCUCCUCCGCCAAACGCUUGAAAACCGAUUCCAUCAGGGCCACACACUCCGACUCUGUCUCUCCUGUACCACCACCAUCCCAUGAUGACUCUUCCUCUUCCGACCUCACCGCCCAGCAAAAGUCACGCAUGGAAUUACAGAAGCUGCUCGCCAAAGCCAGACGCAACCUCUCUAUCUGCUCCAACAGACUCUCCAACUCCAACUCCAAAGGUGAAGGAGUGAAACUGGAGGAGCUACUGGUGGAGGAGACGUGGUUGGAAGCGUUCCCCUCGGAGCUUCAGAAACCCUACGCCAAGACCCUCUCCAAGUUCGUCGAGAAUGAGAUUUGCGGCGGCGCCCUUCCCAUCUACCCGCCUACUCACUUGAUCUUCAACGCUCUCAACUCCACCCCUUUUGACCGGGUCAAGGCUGUCAUCCUGGGUCAGGACCCGUAUCAUGGCCCGGGUCAAGCGAUGGGCCUCUCUUUCUCUGUUCCUGAGGGUGUCAAGGUUCCCUCAAGUCUCGUUAAUAUAUUCAAGGAACUUCACCAAGAUCUUGGCUGUUCAAUUCCCUCUCAUGGCAAUCUUGAAAAAUGGGCUGUUCAGGGUGUUCUCUUGCUCAAUGCUGUUCUCACUGUUAGGAAUCAUCAGGCUAACUCUCAUGCCAAGAAAGGAUGGGAACAAUUUACUGAUGCUGUUAUCAAAACAAUUUCACAGAAGAGGGAAGGAGUUGUUUUUCUCCUAUGGGGAAACUCUGCUCAGCAGAAAUCCAAGUUGAUUGAUGAGUCAAAGCAUCACAUUCUCAAAGCGGCACAUCCUUCUGGUUUGUCAGCAAACAGGGGCUUCUUUGGCUGCAGGCAUUUUUCUCGCACGAACCAGCUUCUGGAGGAGAUGGGUAUUCCUCCCAUAGACUGGCAACUUUGA
Molecule: messenger RNA, 990 nt
Organism: Prunus armeniaca (apricot)
Lineage: Eukaryota; Viridiplantae; Streptophyta; Magnoliopsida; Rosales; Rosaceae
Source: the annotation of a GenBank genome assembly